This is a messenger RNA of Trypanosoma conorhini, 369 nucleotides long. RefSeq lists its product as uncharacterized. Lineage: Eukaryota; Euglenozoa; Kinetoplastea; Trypanosomatida; Trypanosomatidae. The transcript has a single exon. The record is from RefSeq and is a predicted model, not a curated record. The coding region runs from base 1 to 369 and encodes 122 amino acids.
AUGAUUGUUUUUCGUUUCACGUUGUUGCCUUCGCACCUCCGCAGACGAAAGCUGUUGGGCCGUGAGAAGACGUCUGGCGCUGUUGCUUCUCCGUCUCUCCCCGCGACUCCCCUCCGGGGGGGCGGCGAGUCGCACCCACCGCCCUUCACUCAGCCGGCGGUCAUUUGCCCUCCGUCCGCCGCCUCGCCGCCGCAUCUGGAGCCGGCCACGGCGACGGCGACGGCGGAGGGGAAGCGACGCAACGGGGACCUCGCCGGCGGGCGUUUUGCCCAUUCGUCACACGGCCUGGCGGGGCCGCUGGCGCCGUCCCGCCGCGUUCUGCGGGCGGCAGCUGCUCCUCCGCCCAGCUGCUCCAUCGGAGCUCUCUAG